This is a messenger RNA of Daucus carota subsp. sativus, 3224 nucleotides long. RefSeq names its product linoleate 13S-lipoxygenase 3-1, chloroplastic. The record is from RefSeq and is a predicted model, not a curated record. Gene Ontology annotation, molecular function: oxidoreductase activity, acting on single donors with incorporation of molecular oxygen, incorporation of two atoms of oxygen; metal ion binding; protein binding. Lineage: Eukaryota; Viridiplantae; Streptophyta; Magnoliopsida; Apiales; Apiaceae. The transcript has 8 exons. Bases 361 to 3123 code for a protein of 920 amino acids. Gene Ontology annotation, biological process: lipid oxidation.
AGCUUCGUUUGUCUCAGUAGUCGAUACUUUAAAGUUUAGUCGCAAGCAGCGACCUUGACUCACCAAGCCUCAUUCACAACUCAGCACUCACCCAUACAAUUUUCCCAAGCUUCCUUGGUCAAUCCUGUUAGAUCACAUAUACAUACAUCUAUACGCAGGUAUACACACCAUGUUAAUUAUACCAACUAGCUCAUACAUAGUAUAAAUGUAAUCAUCUCUCUCUUUCACUAGAGCUAGCUAGCCCAUUACUCCCACUAAUCAUCACAUAAUAAAUCAUUUUUCCCAUUUUAUUUAUUCAUGUUCUUGUCUUUUUUUACAUAAACCUUAAUUUACCACCACCUUGCUGUAUUGUUUCCCAAAAUGGCCCUUGUAAGAGAAUUCAUGGGAUCUUCAUCUCAUGUCCUAGACAGAUCUUCCCCGUUCACUACCCCAUCAUCCAAGAUUCUUGGUCUCAACAAGAAUCUUCUUUUCUAUCCAAGAACCAACAAAAGAUUCUGUGUGAGCUGUCUGGAGAAAGGAGAUUCCCAAAUCAAGAAAAAUGGGAGAACAAGUCCUAUAUCAGCUAUCAGUGACAAGAUGGGGAGAAUUGUGCCUGAGAAGCCUGUCAAGUUUAAAGUCAGAGCUGUGGUGACGGUGAGGAACAAGAAUAAAGAAGAUUUCAGGGAGACCAUCGUGAAGCAAUUGGAUGCUUUCUCUGAAAAGAUCGGAAGAAAUGUUGUUCUUGAGCUUAUUAGCUCUGAUACUGAUCCAAGAACUGGAACUCCGAAGAAAAGCAAGGAGGCUGUUCUACAGGAUUGGUCAAAGAAAUAUAAUGUGAAAGCCGAGAGGGUGAAUUAUACAGCUGAAUUUAUGGUGGACUCGAAUUUUGGGAAGCCAGGGGCAAUUUUGGUUACAAACAAACACCAAAAGGAAUUUUUUAUGGAAAGUAUUGUUGUUGAAGGAUUCGCGUGUGGUCCGGUUCAUUUCCCCUGUGAUUCAUGGGUUCAAUCUAAGAAAGAUCAUCCUGGAAAAAGAGUAUUCUUUUCUAACCAGCCAUAUCUACCCAGCGAGACUCCAGAAGGCCUGAAAGCAUUGAGAGAGAAGGAGCUAAGAGAUUUGCAAGGCGACGGCAAAGGUGUGAGGAAGUUAUCGGAUCGCAUAUACGAUUAUGAUGUGUACAAUGAUUUGGGGAAUCCUGACAGAGGUAUUGAGUUUGUUAGGCCAACACUAGGAGGUAACAAACGUCCAUUCCCUAGACGAUGUCGCACAGGACGUCUUCCAACUGAUACAGAUAUGCAUGCAGAGAGUAGAGUGGAGAAGCCGUUGCCAAUUUAUGUACCACGAGAUGAACAAUUUGAGGAGUCUAAGCAAAAUACAUUCUCAGCAAGUCGGCUUAAAGCUGUGCUUCAUAAUUUAGUGCCAUCAAUAAUGGCUAGUAUCUCAUCAAAUAACCACAAUUUUAAAGGUUUUGGACACAUUGACAGCCUCUACAGUGAAGGUCUCCUCCUCAAGCUAGGACUGCAGGAUGACCUCCUACAGAAGCUCCCGAUGCCAUAUGUGGUCAGCAGGAUCCAAGAAUCAAGCCAGGGCAACCUCCUCAAAUAUGACACCCCCAAAAUAAUUUCCAAGGACAAGUUUGCCUGGCUGAGAGAUGAUGAAUUUGCUCGACAAGCUCUAGCAGGAAUCAACCCAGUGAGCAUUGAAAGGCUUAAGGUUUUCCCACCAGUGGGCAACCUUGAUCCUGAAAUUUAUGGUCCACAAAAGUCGGCCCUUAAAGAAGAACAUAUUGCUGGCAAUCUUAAUGGCAUGACUGUGCAACAGGCUUUGGAAAACAAUAAACUCUUUAUCAUAGACUACCAUGACAUCUACCUGCCAUUCCUUGACCGGAUUAACGGCCUUGAUGGCCGUAAAGCAUAUGCGACACGCACCAUAUUUUUCUUGACUUCAGUAGGCACUCUUAAGCCCAUAGCCAUUGAGCUCAACCUCCCUUCGAAUGGACCUGAUUCGCAAUCAAAGCGCGUGGUUACACCUCCAGUUGAUGCCACUAGCAAUUGGAUGUGGCAGCUUGCAAAAGCCCAUGUGUGCUCCAAUGAUGCUGGAGUUCAUCAACUUGCCAACCACUGGUUGCGUACACAUGCCUGCAUGGAGCCCUUUAUACUGUCUGCACAUAGGCAAUUGAGUGCAAUGCACCCCAUAUAUAAGCUGUUAGAGCCACACAUGAGAUACACUCUUGUGAUAAAUGGUAUAGCUCGCCAAACUUUGAUUAGUGCUGAUGGCGUUAUUGAGUCUUGCUUCACUCCUGGCCGAUACUGCAUGGAGAUCAGCGCCUCGGCCUAUAAGAGCUGGCGGUUUGAUCUAGAGGGUCUUCCAUCUGACCUCAUACGAAGGGGAAUGGCAGUACCAGACCCGACCAAACCACAUGGUUUAAGACUUCUCAUUGAGGACUACCCAUAUGCUGCUGACGGGCUUCUAAUUUGGGAUGCCAUUGAGAACUGGGUACGUACAUACGUAGAACGUUACUACACAGAAUCAAGCAUAAUCUGCAAUGACAGGGAGCUCCAGGCCUGGUACGCUGAAUCCAUAAAUGUCGGUCACGCUGAUUUGCGCCAUGAAAGCUGGUGGCCCAAAUUAUCCACCCCUGAAGACCUCACUUCUAUCCUUACCACCCUCGUCUGGCUUGCAUCUGCUCAGCAUGCUGCAUUGAACUUUGGUCAGUACCCUUAUGGCGGUUAUGUCCCUAACCGCCCACCUCUCAUGAGGCGUCUGAUUCCGGAUGAAAGAGACCCUGAAUACGUCAACUUCCUUGCUGAUCCCCAGAAAUAUUUCUUUUCAUCAAUAUCAAGCCUGUUACAAUCAACCAAGUACAUGGCUGUUGUUGAUAUGCUGUCAACUCACUCAGCAGACGAAGAGUACAUUGGGGAAAGAAGUCAGCCCUCCACUUGGUCCGGGGACGCAGAAAUGGUUCAUGCAUUUUAUCGUUUCUCAGCAGAAAUCGGACGAAUCGAGAAAGAAAUUGAACGAAGAAAUAGCAAUCCAGAGUUGAGGAACAGAUGUGGUGCUGGUGUAUUACCAUACGAGCUUCUUGCACCAAGUUCCGAGCCAGGGGUGACAUGCAGAGGUGUCCCCAAUAGUGUAUCCAUAUAAAAUGUGACCAUUUCUAUUAGAACUCUCCUCUAAACUGUAAUGUAAAUAACUAAACAUAAGCGACUUGAAUAUAUAAUGUACAAUGUAUUUAGGCUGUCUCA